AUAUAUAUAUAUAUACACACACACAUAUAUAUAUACAUACUUAUAGAUGUUUGUUUUUCUUUCUCUUCUAUCCACUUACAGAACAUGGAGGGGGAUCAACAAGUUCAAGGAGUUGCCGCGUAUCAUCGUCAUCAUCAUCAUCUUCAUCAUCAUCAUCGUCUUCAUCAUCAUCUCAAUCUCAUUCCCAAUCUGCUGCCACUUCCUCUACAUCCUCGUCUUCCACGAUGGCAUCCAAGCCUUCCACCUUGCCGUCAUCUGGCGAAGCUGAGUUAGACGGCCCCACAUCAUGUGUGACGUUUGCAGAUGGUGGCGCUCACUGGUACCGUUCAUCAGCAGUUUUACUCAGGUUCCAUAAAUGGUUUAACAAACCCAGUUCAGAAGAUACUGGAAAACCUCCUGUGCUUUUAGGGUCAUGUAUAAAAUGUGAUGCCGGCUUGCGCCUGAUUGAGCUAAGAGUUGAGCCAGAAGGCCAGGUUUUCUGCCACUGGGAAUUCCUUCAAAGCGAUCCACCUCGCAUGUUUCUGCUGCAGAAGUCACGCCUAAAAAAUGCACCAAACUUUGAUGCCGCCACUCAAGUUAUCACUGUGUUAGCCGAAGAUUCUUUUGGAAAUAUUUUAAAGAAAAAACUCAAAAUUGCUGAUAUUGAAGACUAAAUUCUUGUUGUUGCUGUUAUUGUUGUUGUUGUUCUCUUUGUUUGUUGUUGUUGUUGUUAUCGUUCUUGUUAUUUUUUGUUUUAUUUGAAGUCUUUUUUAAAAGUUUUGUAAACUUUUUAUUUAUUUAUUUAUGUUCACCUGAAAUACAUUAAAAAAGAGCAUAAAUCAAUGCAAUGUCUUCAA
This is a messenger RNA of Octopus sinensis (East Asian common octopus), 836 nucleotides long. RefSeq lists its product as uncharacterized. The record is from RefSeq and is a predicted model, not a curated record. Lineage: Eukaryota; Metazoa; Mollusca; Cephalopoda; Octopoda; Octopodidae. The transcript is spliced from 3 exons. Bases 225 to 653 code for a protein of 142 amino acids.